Emiliania huxleyi CCMP1516 is the source of this 878-nucleotide messenger RNA. RefSeq lists its product as hypothetical. The record is from RefSeq and is a predicted model, not a curated record. The transcript is spliced from 3 exons. Gene Ontology annotation, molecular function: amino acid transmembrane transporter activity. Gene Ontology annotation, biological process: amino acid transmembrane transport. The annotation marks the transcript as partial. Gene Ontology annotation, cellular component: vacuolar membrane. Lineage: Eukaryota; Haptophyta; Isochrysidales; Noelaerhabdaceae.
CAAACCUCGGACAGCCCAAACCGUGAUCCGACCUGCUGCUCCGACCGUGCUCGAACAGGGCUCAGCGGCGGCGGGAGGUAGGAUUUUCCCAACCUUGUUCCGACCCCUCCUCUUCCGUAGUCAUACACGGACGCUCGUCGACAGCAAGACAGGGCAGCCGCACACCGGAGCGUUCAGCCGGCGUAUCGCAUGUCCGCGAGCGAGCAGCCGAUCCCGGCAAAGCCGCGCCUCUCGUGGCGGGGCGUGAGCAUGCUCAUGGUGUCUGACAUCGUCGGCACAUCCGUCCUCACCUUCCCUGCCGUCGCCGCCGAGCUCGGGUACGCGCUGACGGUCCUCCUCAUCGUCGGCCUCUUCCCGGUGACCGUGUACGUCAGUGUCCUCAUGGCGCGAACACACGUCCGCGUACGCGGCAUCGACAGCCUCGGGAGCGCUGCGCGGCGCAUCUUUGGGCCGCGGUACGCCGGCGGCACCUUCGCGGUCGUGUACGGCUACACGCUCCUCGGCAACGCCUCCUACCUCCUCGUCCUCGGCACCUCCCUGCAGGGCGUCUUUUACGACGCGCGCCUGUGCCUCGCCGCCGCGUCUGGGCUCGGCGCGCUCCUGCUCGCGCCUCUCGUCGUCGGCCUGCGGCGGCUCGGCGACUCGGUCGCCCUCUGCUUCUUCAACCUGCUGCUCGUGCUGCUCUGCGUCGGGGUCGCGUUUGGCGAGCUCGCCGCGCGAGGACGGCCGCCUUGCGUCGAGACGCACGCGGUGGCGCAGGGCCUGGACUUCACCGCAGUGUUUGGCGGCGCGACCAACCUCGUGUACGCCUACGCGGGGCAGUGGAUGUACUUCGAGAUGAUGACGGAGAUGGAGGCGCCGGCGGACUUCCCAAAGGC